Messenger RNA from Fragaria vesca subsp. vesca, 625 nucleotides. Its product is annotated as disease resistance response protein 206-like. The record is from RefSeq and is a predicted model, not a curated record. Lineage: Eukaryota; Viridiplantae; Streptophyta; Magnoliopsida; Rosales; Rosaceae. Bases 16 to 588 code for a protein of 190 amino acids. The transcript has a single exon.
CAAAACGCGACAGAAAUGAAGCAGAAAAUGGCAAACAACACAGUUGCGACUCUGAUGAUGAUUGUCGUCAUCUCCUUGGCGAUGGCCUUCGCAGAAGCCAAGUGGGGAGGGUCAGUCGAGGCCAAAAAGGAAACGAAGCCGUCUGAGAGAGUAACCAACCUCCAGUUCUACUUCCACGACACAGUCAGUGGGAAGAACCCUAGUGCCAUACGUGUAGCUCAGGCCCCGGACACCGAAAAAUCUCCUACCCUUUUCGGGGCACUGCUCAUGGCCGAUGACCCGCUCACCGAGACGCCCGAUCCCGAUUCCAAGCUCGUGGGGCGGGCCCAAGGGCUGUACGGGUCAUCCGGCCAGCAUGAGCUUGGCCUGAUAAUGGCCAUGAGUUUUGCGUUCACGGAUGGUACGUAUAAUGGUAGCUCCAUUAGUAUUUUUGGUAAAAACCCGGCUCUGAACCCGGUUCGGGAGUUGCCCGUUGUGGGUGGAACCGGGAUGUUCCGGCUGGCUCGUGGAUAUGCAAUUGCUUGUACUCAUUGGUUUGAUGUUAGCGGUGAUGCAAUCGUAGGAUACAAUGUCACUGUAAUUCACUAGGUCUACUGUAUGAUUCUCUGUUUCAAUUUCCUACCAU